This is a messenger RNA of Suncus etruscus (white-toothed pygmy shrew), 1379 nucleotides long. It is a transcript of the gene MRPS30, whose product is annotated as mitochondrial ribosomal protein S30. Gene Ontology annotation, molecular function: structural constituent of ribosome. Lineage: Eukaryota; Metazoa; Chordata; Mammalia; Eulipotyphla; Soricidae. The transcript has 5 exons. Gene Ontology annotation, biological process: translation. Gene Ontology annotation, cellular component: ribosome; mitochondrial large ribosomal subunit; mitochondrion. The record is from RefSeq and is a predicted model, not a curated record. The coding region runs from base 2 to 1300 and encodes 432 amino acids.
GAUGGCUGCGGCCAGGGGAGGGAAGCUGGCGUUCUAUGGCUGCCGACGGUCACUCCAGACAGCGGCGCGGGUCGCCGCUACGACUCCCGAAAGCGGCGGCUCCGUCGUCGCGGCAGCUUCCACCGUGCGCUAUCCGCCCAUCGUGGCCUCCCUCACCGCCAAAAGCCAGGCGGCGCGGCGGCGGCGAGUGGAGCGAUGGCAGGCGACCGUGCACGCGGCCCAGUCGGUGGACGAGAAGCUGCGGAUCUUGACCAAGAUGCAGUUCAAGAAGUACGUGGUGUACCCGCAGACCUUCGCCCUCAACGCCGACCGCUGGUACCAGGGCUUCACCAAGACCGCCUACCUGUCGGGCUUGCCCCCGCCGGCCCCGCCCGAGCUGCCGGCCUCCCUGGACCUGGACGCCCUGCGCUCCGCCGCCUGCGACUGCCUGCUGCAGGAGCACUUCUUCGUGAGGCGCCGGCGGCCCGUGCCCGCCUACCGCGAGCGCCAGACCCUCGCCUCGCCCUUCCUGCAGCAGCUGGUGACCACGCUCACCGGGCUGCUCAGCCCGCACAACCCCUGCCUGGCCUCCGCGGCCCUCGAUUGUAAACGUCCAGUUCAUUUUUACUGGUUGCGGGGUGAAGAAAUUAUUCCUGCUGGUCACCGGAAAGGGAGAGUUGAUGCUUUGCGGUACCAAAUAAAUGAUAAGCCACACAAUCAGAUUCGAAUAUCCAGACAACUGCCAGAGUUUGUGCCACUGGAUUAUUCUCCUCCUUUAGAAAUCCCUGUUAUGAAUUGUAAACCAGACAAACUUCCAUUAUUCAAGCGACAGUAUGAAAAUACCAUAUUUACUGGUUCAAAAACUGCAGACUCAUACUGCUAUGGUCAUACCCAGUUUCAUCUAUUAAGUAACACAUUAGAAAGGGAACGGCUUAUCAAAAGAAACUGUGCUGAUCAAAUAGAGGCUGGUUAUAGAGCAAAUGCCAUUGCAAGUCUUUUUGCCUGGACUGGAGCACAAGCUAUGUAUCAAGGUUUCUGGAGUGAAGCAGAUGUUACUCGACCUUUUGUUUCCCAAUGUGUGAUCACAGAUGGAAAAUACUUUGCCUUUUUCUGCUACCAGUUAAAUACUUUGGCACUAACUACACAAGCUGAUCAAAAUAACCCUCGUAAAAAUAUAUGUUGGGGCACACACAGUAAGCCUCUUUAUGAAACUAUUGAAGAUAAUGAUGUGAAAGGUUUUAAUGAUGAGGUUCUCCUUGACAUAGUUCACUUUCUGUUGAAUAGACCGAAAGAAGAUAAAUCUCAGCUGUUGGAAAACUAAGAAUAAACAUUUGCUGCUGUACUAUGGGUUUACUUUUAACUUUCACUGAAUAGCAAUAAAAACUAUUUUGAUCAUAAGA